ACAGAGAAAAUUCAGAAUUAUGAUAAUUAAGUUAGAUAAUUCAUAGAAAUAUACUGUGACUGUUUCUUCAUUUCCAUAUCUCGAAGUUACUUGAGGGAAAUGCGCAUUUCGAUAGGAAAAUAUAAAUAUUACUUAAUCAUUAAUAGAUAAAUUGACUAAUUUAAUAUGUGAAAAAAGACACGACAUAAAUUGGGGAAAGAAAAACCGCUCCGUUAAAUUCAAUGAGCGAGACAAGUUUAUCACCCCCGAUCGAUCCCACAAUAUUCCCGAGGACAUUACACUUGCUCACGAUUGUAUUCAUCGAGGGGAUGCUGCAGGAUCGUUCAACGAAAUUCGUGCAUCAACAGGCGCAACAGUUGGCACUAGCGAAAAUUCACAAUCGGGAAAAUCUCAUGCGCAAUGAAAAUGCGAGCAAGUGAGACGACGAUAGGUAGAAAACUCUGACGGACAUGCGUAAGAUUCGUCGGAUAUAUCCAGAGGUCUCAGACUAGUCUCAUUCAAACGACGUCCGUCGACGGACGCGCGCGGUUCCACUGAGAACGAUCCCCUAGACAUUAGAAUAAUCACCAAUUAAUCAACCUCCAGCUGGAAAAAAUUAAACAAAUAAAUAUACACCAAUUUUCAAUAGAAAUUUUUGCUUACGAUAAUCCCUCAAUUUCUUUAAUCCCUUUAUAAAUGAAAGUAGAUAAAUCACCGAGCUGCAGAAAGAGGAAUUUUUUCGAUCUCACUUACUUCCUGCAAAACAGAUAGUGCUACAACCUUCGUUGCAUUAUCAACAGUCCUGUAAACAGCAGUAACAAGUUGCAGUCUCGCAUUCAAUGACUUUUUCCACUCGAAAUAAGUGAAACGUACUAUUAUUAUCACAGUGGUACUGGUGUUUCACGUUAUCACUGUAAUCAUUAUUACGAUAAACAGAAUCGAUGGUAUUGUAUCAGUUUGUUGGGAAUAAAAAUAAAAUGAUACAACUGAUCUUCACGGAGUAGUGACUGGUGAAUCGAUGAGGUAGGACUAUUUUCCGGGUACUCAUUGUUGAUAUUUAUCAUUGUAAUAAGGAGUUGUGAGGGAGAAAAAUGAAAUGCUGAAAGCACCUGGGGGCUCACUGUGAUUUAUACGACGGGCAUUUAGGACCUCUUGCACUCGUGACCAACGAUUGACUCUGUCGUGGAAUAAUAAUCUUUCAAUUAUGGUGAGUAAUUUACAUAACUCGGUAUCCAUUGACUUUAUCAAAUUCAUCAAUAGCAAGAUUGACUUGGAGGAAAACGGAAUAUAUGAAUAUUCAUGGGAUAUUUCAGAAUGCUCGGCUGAAUUCUUAAACAUUCCGUCGUUCACUGCAGAAACAUCUGUUCGAGAAACCAAGAGCACGACGAGAGAAAAUACAGGCGCCAUGGCCAACCACAAUACAAUUGAUUUCAAUAGUCCAACGAUUCAGGAGCAACUGCGAGAACUUGGAGCCCGAAAAUGCCACAAUGGAUCUAUUCCAAGUCCAGGUUGGUGUUCGGAGACGUGGGAUGGAAUUCUCUGCUGGCCAGCAACAGCCCCGGGGGAUCUCGCUGUCCAAUCCUGUCCGAGGUACAUCGCAGGAUUCGAUUUACAGGCGAAUGCAUCCCGUCAGUGUUUGCCCGACGGCCAGUGGUUCAUGAAGUCAGAGACAAACAGCACGUGGAGCAACUACACCCAGUGCUAUGCAACCCAGUAUGUCACUGUGCUCAUGGACAUAACGGAAAUACAGGAACGCAAUGCUACUUUGAUAAAGAAAUACCUGCCGAUCGUCACGAAGACAUCGACAAUCGGAUACGCCGUGUCCUUCUCGACUCUUCUCUUCGCCUUCCUGAUCCUCGCCACAAUCAAGAAAUUGCGUUGCCCAAGGAAUAUGCUCCACCUCCAUCUAUUCGCCUCAUUCAUGACUCGUGCCUUCAUGGCACUUCUCAAAGACGUUCUCCAUGUCUCUGGUCUUCGUCUCGCAUCAGAUCUCAUCACAAAAAAUGGUGAGAGUUUCUGGCGAGAGGAUGCGAUAAUGGAGCACAUCGAUAACAAUUGGCAAUGUAAAUUAUUCACCAGCCUGUGGCAGUAUUUCAUUCUCGCGAAUUAUUCAUGGAUUCUCAUGGAAGGCCUUUAUCUCCAUAAUCUCGUAUUUUUCGCACUGUUUACGGACUCAAACUCGAGCAUCAUGGGUUACGUUCUGCUCGGAUGGGGAUUACCAGCGAUUUUUGUCAUUCCCUGGGUGAUCGUCCGGGCUCUCUACGACGACAAUUACUGCUGGACAACGAAUGUCGUACCAGAGCUCUUUCUCAUUAUUCGUAUACCCACCACAUUAUCUAUUCUCAUCAAUUUCGUACUUUUCAUUAAUAUCGUGAGGGUUCUACUCUCGAAAUUGAAAUCAACGGUCUGCGAAGAGACUCAGAGAUAUAAGAGAUGGGCCAGGAGUACAUUAGUGCUUGUUCCACUAUUCGGCGUUCAUUACACAGUUUUUCUGGUGCUCUGGUAUAGCAUGGGAACUGAUCAAAGGGUGGAACUCAUUUGGCUAUUUGGGGAUCAAUUAUUCGCCUCUUUCCAGGGUUUCUUCGUGGCAGUUUUGUAUUGUUUUUUGAACGGAGAAGUGAGGACUGAGCUUGCGAGAGUCCUGAGGAGCAAAAAGUGGCCGAGAUUGCGAGGCAGAUGGGGCCCUCGGCACUCAACUCGUUCAAAUAGCGCGUGCAGCUGCAAUGGAAAAUCGGGAAAAUCGAGAAAAUCCUGGUGGAAAACACCCUGGCUCGGAUUAUUCCACCAGAGUACAAUUCACCGAUCAACCCACUCGAUGGCGAGUACACAAGACGUUGCGACAAGAGGUGGUAGUUUAGCGAGCAGCCGGGGAUAUCUUGAUAGUGUCGGUGUUGGACCGGGAAUUCUAGAUUCCCAUGAACAUCCAACUACUCACACCUCACCUUUGUGCAGCAAAUACACGGAUCACUCGGUCCUCUCAUUCUGCUCUCAUAUGUCCGACGUGUCUACCUAUCCAAUCCGAAUGAUGGAGAAGACAGAGAAACCUCCUGAGCACCGUUGCAGUGCAGACUUUGAGUGCUGCAGUUUGGCAUUCGAAUUGCAUAAUUAUCCGCACGAGAUUCCUUGAUUAACCGACCCGAGGAGAGCACGUACCAUCAUUGUUCAAAAUACGAGGCACAAAGCCCCAGAAGGUUGCAUCUCGGCGUUGUGAUCCAUCGAGGAGGAAAAUAUUCCAACCGACAAACCUCAGACAUAACUUUUUUUUAUAUAUAUAUUCCAAAGGAUUCGCUGGCGAAUCUGAAUAAUCAGGCAUAAACAGAGCUUCGUACCAGGAGUGCUCACCAUUUUUACUCCCAAUGCCUCGCAUCUAUGUCCAAAGUAAUGUUGUAUUAUUAAUUAGUAAUGGUAAUUGAAAAUUGUCCAGUUUCACCGCUGGCACCGGUCGAUUAUUCAACAGUCAUUCCAAAGAUUUUUCUAAUAUUCGAUGGGAAGUAAGUGUUACCUCAGAUUUGACGUGUACCUAAUAACUGUCUUAAUUAAUUAUUGAUUACAAUGGCGAUUUUACAGAUGCUCUCUAAUAUAAUUGUCAGGAAUUUUUCAUGAUAGACGAUACGAAUUGUCAUAUGUUCAACGAAAUUCAUAUUUUACAAUA
Messenger RNA from Fopius arisanus, 3631 nucleotides. Its product is annotated as parathyroid hormone/parathyroid hormone-related peptide receptor. The transcript is spliced from 13 exons. The record is from RefSeq and is a predicted model, not a curated record. Gene Ontology annotation, biological process: cell surface receptor signaling pathway; adenylate cyclase-modulating G protein-coupled receptor signaling pathway. Bases 1184 to 3106 code for a protein of 640 amino acids. Gene Ontology annotation, molecular function: G protein-coupled peptide receptor activity; peptide hormone binding. Gene Ontology annotation, cellular component: plasma membrane. NCBI's taxonomy places the organism in Eukaryota, Metazoa, Arthropoda, Insecta, Hymenoptera, Braconidae.